AUGAAUAACCAGAGAGUAACCUAUGCAGAACUGAAUCUGGCUAAGGAUUCCAGGAGGCAGCAAAUAAAACCUAACGGCUCUAAGAGUUCCAUUUCAGUAACUGAGCAGGAAAUAACCUAUGCAGAAUUAAAUCUUCAAAAUGCUUCAUGUGAUCUUCAAGGGAAUGACAAGAACUACCACUGCAAAGAUUUUCCAUCAUGUCCAGAGAAGCUCUUUGCUGAGAUUCUGGGAGUCAUCAGUGUUGUCUUGCUGGCCACUGUGGUAGCAAUAGCUGUUAAAACCUCUAUUGUAAUGCCAGAGCAGAAUAAUUCUCCCUUGACAACAGGGAUCCAGAAAGCAUAUCAUCGUGAUUGUUGUCCAAAAGAAUGGUUUACAUAUUCCAACAACUGCUAUUACAUUAGCACUGAAAGAAAACUAUGGAAUGAGAGUCAGAUGGCCUGUGCUUCCAAGAACUCUAAGCUGUUUUAUAUAGAUAAUGAAGAAGAAAUGAAAUUUUUGAGCUCCUUUUGUUCUCUUUCAUGGAUUGGACUCCCGAACAGUACCGAUGGUAGUUUGUGGGUGUGGCAAAAUGGCUCAACUUUCUCUUCCAAACUGUUCUCAGUAUCUUCAGGAAUGGGCAAGAAGUGUUCAUAUGUGUUGUUUGACACACAACAGCUUUAUUCUGAAUCCUGUUUACAAAUAAAACAAUAUGUUUGCAAGUACCAGAAACGUAGGCUUAUCUAAAGUUGGUAUAAUGCUAAACUGAAAAGAACAUAUUUUUAGUUUAUUU
Rhinolophus ferrumequinum (greater horseshoe bat) is the source of this 769-nucleotide messenger RNA. Its product is annotated as NKG2-A/NKG2-B type II integral membrane protein-like. Gene Ontology annotation, biological process: stimulatory C-type lectin receptor signaling pathway; positive regulation of natural killer cell mediated cytotoxicity. The transcript has 6 exons. Bases 1 to 723 code for a protein of 240 amino acids. NCBI's taxonomy places the organism in Eukaryota, Metazoa, Chordata, Mammalia, Chiroptera, Rhinolophidae. The record is from RefSeq and is a predicted model, not a curated record.